Ochotona princeps (American pika) is the source of this 2413-nucleotide messenger RNA. It is a transcript of the gene GMEB1, whose product is annotated as glucocorticoid modulatory element binding protein 1. The transcript is spliced from 11 exons. Gene Ontology annotation, biological process: positive regulation of transcription by RNA polymerase II. Gene Ontology annotation, molecular function: DNA-binding transcription activator activity, RNA polymerase II-specific; RNA polymerase II cis-regulatory region sequence-specific DNA binding. Gene Ontology annotation, cellular component: nucleus. Lineage: Eukaryota; Metazoa; Chordata; Mammalia; Lagomorpha; Ochotonidae. The record is from RefSeq and is a predicted model, not a curated record. Bases 588 to 2309 code for a protein of 573 amino acids.
UUCUGUAUGCUGUUUCAUUCUCAGAUGCUACAAAGCCAGGAAUAGGCCAGUUGAAGCUAGUAGCCAGAGACUCCAUUCAGGUCUCCCGUAUGGGUAGCAGGAUCCCCAGUACUUGGGCCAUCAGUCGCUGCCUCCAGAUGCAUUAGCAGGAAGCUGCAUCGGAAGUGUGAAGUGAUUGCGAGUUGAACCAGGCACUCCGUGUGGCAGCCAAGCACCUGCCCUACUCUGAGCUGCAUUAAAAUCAAGGUGUACCUAGUGCAGGACACUGCUUUCCUCUGCAAUUUUCUGAAGGAGGUGUCAGCCAAGGUCAUCUUGCUGCUCAUUCUGAGACAAAAGGGCAUUAGAAAGCCCCUAGGAAAGCAGAUGCUGUGGCACAGCUACUUAAAAAAAACCCCAAAGAAGUAAUUCCUAGAGAUCAUAUGUAAAUUGAAAUCAGCUUUCAUUAGAGAUCUAAGCACUGAGAUGAGAGGCGGACAGUCAGUUCUCCAGAGCUUAUAGAGUUGGCUCCAGCUCACCACUGGAUGAAUCACACAUACUGAGAGAAUCUGCUGCAGCAACAGUCCCCUCUGUUUGACUUCAUGUGAAAGAUGGCUAAUGCGGAAGUGAGUGUCCCAGUGGGGGAUGUGGUUGUGGUACCCACCGAAGGAAAUGAGGGAGAGAACCCUGAAGACACUAAAACCCAGGUGAUCUUGCAGUUGCAACCUGUGCAGCAAGGUUUGUUUAUCGAUGGACACUUUUACAACAGGAUUUAUGAAGCUGGGUCGGAAAACAACACGGCAGUUGUAGCAGUAGAAACGCACACGAUACACAAAAUUGAAGAAGGGAUUGAUGCCAGCACUAUAGAAGCAAAUGAGGAUAUGGAAAUUGCUUAUCCCAUAACUUGUGGGGAGAGCAAAGCCAUCCUUCUUUGGAAGAAGUUUGUAUGUCCUGGAAUAAAUGUGAAGUGUGUCAAGUUCAAUGAUCAGUUGAUCAGCCCCAAGCAUUUUGUUCAUCUGGCGGGCAAAUCCACCUUGAAGGACUGGAAGAGAGCCAUUCGUCUGGGUGGCAUCAUGCUCAGGAAAAUGAUGGACUCUGGACAGAUUGACUUUUACCAGCAUGACAAAGUUUGCUCCAAUACCUGCAGAAGCACCAAGUUUGAUCUUCUGAUCAGCAGUGCAAGAGCUCCAGUGCCAGGACAGCAGACAAGUGUGGUGCAGACACCCACCUCGGCUGAUGGUAGCAUCACACAGAUUGCCAUCUCAGAGGAGAGCAUGGAAGAAGCAGGGCUGGAGUGGAACUCGGCCCUCACCGCUGCUGUUACCAUGGCCACAGAGGAGGGUGUAAAGAAAGACUCAGAGGAAAUUUCAGAGGACACGCUGAUGUUCUGGAAAGGAAUAGCUGACGUGGGGCUGAUGGAGGAGGUUGUCUGCAAUAUCCAGAAGGAAAUCGAGGAGCUUCUCAGGGGAGUCCAGCAGCGGCUCGUCCAGACACCCUUGCAGGUCACAGAUGCUGCUGUUCUCAACAAUGUAGCACAUACCUUUGGCUUGAUGGACACAGUCAAGAAGGUUUUAGAUAACAGAAGGAACCAAGUCGAGCAAGGGGAGGAACAGUUUCUCUUCACUCUGACAGACUUGGAACGCCAGUUGGAGGAGCAGAAGAAGCAAGCUCGGGAUCAUCGGCUGAAAUCCCAGUCAGUUCAGAAUGUGGUCCUGAUGCCCGUGAGCACCCCUAAACCCCCCAAGCGGCCCCGGCUGCAGCGGCCCGCCUCGACCACCGUCCUCAGCCCCUCUCCUCCUGUUCAGCAGCCUCAAUUCACGGUCCUAUCGCCCAUCACCAUCACGCCAGUGGGCCAGUCGUUUUCCAUGGGCAAUAUUCCAGUGGCCACUCUCAGCCAGGGCUCCAGUCCUGUGACUGUCCACACGCUGCCUUCUGGCCCUCAGCUCUUCCGUUACGCCACCGUGGUUUCCUCUGCCAAGAGUAACUCACCUGACACAGUGACCAUCCACCCUUCUUCUAGCUUGGCACUGCUGAGCUCUACCACUAUGCAGGAUGGGAGUCCCCUGGGCAACAUGACCACCAUGGUGAGCCCCGUGGAGCUGGUGGCCAUGGAGUCUGGCCUGACCUCAGCAAUCCAGGCUGUUGAAAGCACUUCCGAGGACGGGCAGACCAUCAUUGAGAUUGACCCAGCCCCCGACCCGGAGGCUGAUGGUACUGAGGGCAAAGCGGUCAUCUUGGAGACCGAGCUGAGGACUGAGGAGAAAGUUGUGGCCGAGAUGGAAGAACACCAGCAUCAAGUCCACAAUGUGGAGAUUGUGGUCUUGGAGGAUUGACUGGGGAACUGGGGCCAGCAGAUAGGUUUUGGUUUGAAAUUUUAAUUAUUUGUUUAUUUUUAUCAUUGUCCCAUUCAUUUCCAAAUAGGCGCCUCCUUAUUUUU